AUGCCCUUCGACAUUCCGCUUCGCGCCUCCUCACUUCACGCACCGCGCAGCUCUGUUUCCCUAUCUACACGGAGAUGGGCAAGCACAAGGGAACAGGAAAGCAAGACAGCGCCUACUAUCGCUGAAAGUGCCAAUUUGACGGAAGCUACUGAGGAGGCCCUACCUGCCGCUGAAACGAACGAACAAUUUGUCGCGCAAGAGCCUGCAUUUGCUCCCGAAAGCGCCAGCGUGGCCGAGGCAGCGGAACAAACCAUUGCACCUCACCGGCCCUUCCGAGAGCGACGGGGCCAGAGCGACGGAUAUCGGCAGGCUGAGAAGAAGAACACCGUAUAUAUUGGUAACCUCUUCUUCGAUAUUACUGAGUCAGAACUCGUAAAAGAGUUCACCCAAUUCGGCACAAUUAGUCGAUGCAAGAUCAUUCGCGAUAACCGGGGAAUGAGUAAAGGAUUUGCAUACCUCGAGUUCGCGGAGCUUGAGUCCGCCGAAUCCGCAAUCAAAACCAUGAACAUGCAGUUGUACGAAGGCCGUCGCAUGACCGUCCAGUAUGCUGCUCGCGAUUCCAGCAGCUUUGAACCGAAACAUUCCGCGGAACAUACCAUGAAUCCACCCUCCAAGACCUUAUUCGUCGGCAACAUGUCAUUUGAGAUGACCGACCGUGACCUCGGAAACCUCUUCCGCGGAAUUCGAAAUGUCAUCGACGUCCGGGUGGCCAUUGACCGAAGAACUGGCCAACCACGAGGAUUCGCCCAUGCCGAUUUCAUCGAUGUUAAAAGUGCUAUGGAGGCUCUAAAGGUCCUGAAAGACAAGGAGACCUAUGGCCGGAAGUUGAGGGUCGACUAUUCUUACAAUGCAAGCACGUCACCAAGGAAUCAAGAAGGAUCGCCACGUUCUCACCCAACUGAAACACGCGCCACGCCAUCUGAUGAAACAUCAUGA
Messenger RNA from Exophiala aquamarina CBS 119918, 936 nucleotides. RefSeq lists its product as uncharacterized. The record is from RefSeq and is a predicted model, not a curated record. Lineage: Eukaryota; Fungi; Ascomycota; Eurotiomycetes; Chaetothyriales; Herpotrichiellaceae. Bases 1 to 936 code for a protein of 311 amino acids. Gene Ontology annotation, molecular function: RNA binding. The transcript is spliced from 3 exons.